GAGGACGUAGACGCUUCUUCAUGUUUUGGCAGUUUCUCACCGAUAAAGCUACACGGAUAUAGAGCCUAUCAAGGAGACAGACCACCAGGAUUUUUAGUGGUUAUCCACGACAAAGCUACGAUGCUACUGACUGGGCAGUGACUGUCGGUGUGAGCUGGUUAGUGCUGCUUCACAAUGGCCGAUGGAAAUGAUGAUGAUGUCAUCCACCUGGCCAGCUUCAACGUGCACCGGAGCCAAGGCUCUCGUGCGGGUCAGAAGGAGUUCAUCACCAUUUCCGACGACUCGGAUGAAGAGCCAGUGACCUUUUUACCCGGCAGUCCUGUUUUAGUCCCAGACGAUGGCGAUGACGACGACGUCAGCAUACUAGAGGUACCGCUUCCGGCACGCAGGGACAUAAUCCGCCAAGCAGCCAAAUGGAGCGGGAUCUUACACAACCCGGGUCAAAGCAGCGAGACGGCCGCCGCCGGGGACCUGGGCUCCGCCGCCUCUACCUCCAGAGACAUCAGGACGAACCAGCCGGCAACACACACGUCGACCGCUGCGCUCCCCACCCCGGCGUUGCCCGCACAGCUUCAGCCAAAGCACCCCGCGUUCAUGCGGUUYCGGGACAACACGCCGGCCCGUCCCGCCGACACUCCGUCUACCUCUAAGCCGUCUGGGAGAGCCACCGUUUUUCAGGUUCAGCCAAGCACGUCGGGACUCCUCCUGGGCCCCUCGGCGUGCGUACUGCGGCGUCAGAGACAUGAAGCUGCAACUGSGGCGUGUUCCUCCGCCAAGCCUSAAGAGACGCCGAGUACGUCCGGAUCCCUCCUCUGCCCCUCGGCGUGUGUACCGCAGCAUCAGCGAUGUGAAGCCGCAACCGCGGCGUGUUCCUCCGCCAAGCCUCAGGAGACAGCGAGUACGAGCGGACGCGCAGCAGUAGCGCACAGUACUCAGGCCAGUAUGUCGUCUGCGCACGCACGGACUCAGCCGCAGCCGGGCACGUCUGCGCAGCACAAGGUCUUCCAGAUGAGCCUGGUCGUGUUUCCGCAGCCRCCCAGCAUCCGGGCGUCAGCGCUCAUAACCCAGCCGCAGCCGCAGCAGCGGCCCAUGAACUUCCUUUCACACAAUCAGCCGCAGGGCAAUCUGGUCCAGAUCGAGCCGCAGCCCCUGGCCCAGGCCCCCGCCCAGGCGCCUCAAGCCGCGCCCGUUGUCCCGCCCGCGGUUCUAAUCGCCGCCGCCCCAGAGAGAUUAGGUCCUCCUGAGGCAGGCCACCGGAUCAUCYUGGGGAGCCAGGCGCCAGCGGAGGCCGUCCCGGAUCCCCCGCCACAGGCCUCCGUGGCGGUGGCGGCGGCGCCCGCCCACGAAGUCUGGCCGGUCAACCUGCCGGUGCCCCACGACGGAGGAGGGGCUGCCGGGCUCGUCCUGGCCCCAAACCCAGAGCAGGUAAAUCCAGCGCCGGCUCUGGUGGCCGUACCCCCUGCACCCGAGGCCGUUCCCCAGAUAGAGGACGCCAGACCCGGACCCUCAGCGCCGCAGGGCGGACUGGACCAGCAGCCUCACGUUAGAGCCCUCAUCACUGGAGUUCUGGAUUUACUCCCWGAUGUCCAGGAAGCGUAUGUAGCAGAACUGAUCCUGAGGAAUAAUGUGAAAGACUUGAAUGUGAUCUGCAACCUGCUGCUGGAGAAUCCAGAGUAUCCGAGGAGGGAGGCGGCUGCAGCCACAGCCGCUCCCACCAGCAUCCUGCUGGAGUCUGGAGACGUGCAGGCGGAGGUGACCGAGGACCUGUUCGACUACGCCAAGCUGAGCACGGUGGGGCCCAUGGUAAUCAUGCAGGCUGCUGACUUGCUGAUGGCAGACUUCAGGAUGCUCAGCUGUCAGGACAUCAAAUGGGCCCUGAACGCCCUGAAGGGACACUAUGCAAUCACACGCAAGGCCUUAUGUGAAGCUCUGAAGAAGUGGCAGGAAUCCGGUGACCCGUCCGGAAAGAGGCGACGGAGCAGGACCUCGUCGGAGCGCUGCUACAUCGAUUUUCACUUUGAGCACGGUUCUUACAAGUUGGACAGAAGGAUGUAUUUUCUGGAGAAUGACCGGCGCUACUGCAGGACGUACAACAACCUGGAAGGUUCUGUCCAAAAGGAGCUGACGUUCUACCAGCAGAAGGCCAAGGAGUGGGCAGAGCACGAAGACUUCCUCCUUGCUCUCCAGGUCAACGAAGAUGAAUACAAGAAGGACGGUCAGCUGAUCGAGUGCGGCUGCUGCUACGGGGAGUUUGCCUUUGAGAAGAUGACGCAGUGCUCGGAYGGACACCUGUUCUGCAAGGAGUGCCUGGUUAAAUAYGCCCAGGAGGCCGUGUUCGGCUCCGGCAAGUCGGAGCUGAGCUGCAUGGAGGACGGCUGCCCGUGCUCCUACCCCAUGUGCGAGCUGCAGAAGGUCCUCCCCGACAACAUCCUGUGCAAAUACAACGAGAGGCAGGCGGAGGAGGCAGUGGCGGCCACCUGCGCCGACGAGUUAGUGAGGUGUCCGUUUUGUAACUUCCCGGCCUUGUUGGACAAAGACAUGUCUCUGUUUAGCUGCCCCAACCCACGCUGCCGCAAGGAGAGCUGCAGGAAGUGUCACGUCCAGUGGAAGCAGCAUGUGGGAAAAACCUGUGAGCAGGUUCUGGAGAGGGACGAGAUCCGCAUGAGAGUUCUGUUCGAGGAGCGGAUGACGGCGGCGCGGGUCAGGAAGUGCGUGAAAUGCGGGACGGGCCUGGUGAAGUCGGAGGGCUGCAACCGGAUGUCAUGCCGCUGCGGCAGCUUCAUGUGCUACCUGUGCCGGGAGCCCAUCACGGGCUACAACCACUUCUGCCAGCAUGCCCGCUCCCCCGGCGCCCCCUGCAGGCACUGUCGCAAAUGCUCGCUCUGGACCGACCCCACGCAAGAUGACGAGCGAAUCAUCCAGGAGAUCCAGAAGGAGGGCGAAGCUGAGCUGAGCAAGAAGUGUGCAGGUCAGUCAGAAGGACGGCACCCGCCGGCACCGGCGCCUCAGGGCCGGAUCUACCACCCCAUCAUCAUCCCGCGAUUGCCCCCGGCGCCCUACGUGCCCCCGCUGCAGCACGUGCCCCCCCUGAACAAUAACAACAACAACAACCAGCACAACCACAACCCGCCCUUCAUGGACUUGCCCAUGCACUACGGACCCCCACCACACUACUACAGACGCUACUGAGAGCGCGACCCGAACCGAACCGACGGACCGCUGAGGCAGAUUCUGUCCGGUUUCUACAGAUAUUUUUGAGUAAUAAAAUUGUAUAAAAGUGGAAAAACAACAACAAAAAAAACCCAAUACAUUGAAGUUUAGCAUUCCCUUCUGUAUUUUUGUCUAACAGGUGUGAAUUUUCUAAUAAUAAAGUUUUCUUCAUGAUGCCUCAGAA
Poecilia reticulata (guppy) is the source of this 3394-nucleotide messenger RNA. NCBI's taxonomy places the organism in Eukaryota, Metazoa, Chordata, Actinopteri, Cyprinodontiformes, Poeciliidae. The record is from RefSeq and is a predicted model, not a curated record.